This is a messenger RNA of Hydractinia symbiolongicarpus, 1306 nucleotides long. Its product is annotated as COX assembly mitochondrial protein homolog. NCBI's taxonomy places the organism in Eukaryota, Metazoa, Cnidaria, Hydrozoa, Anthoathecata, Hydractiniidae. The record is from RefSeq and is a predicted model, not a curated record. The transcript has 3 exons. Gene Ontology annotation, cellular component: mitochondrion. Bases 37 to 426 code for a protein of 129 amino acids.
UAUACGUAUAUUAUUUUUCUACUAAAAGAAGAAGAAAUGGUCGAAGAAAUAAAAGAUUUGCAUGGAAAAAAAGCCGUUAACAAGGAGCUUCUUGAUAUAGCUCCUUGGGCUAAAGGAGAUCAUUUACGAAAAAUUGAGUCUGAAGUGCUUAUCCCAAACUUGAUGAAGAAAAAGGCCAAAGUACUAUGCAAAGAUGUCAUGGCCAGUUUUGCUGAAUGCGUUAAAGGCCGAACAAUUUCGAUGGCGUGGUCUUGUGGAAAGGAAACAAAAGCGAUGAAGAGUUGUCUCAAAGAAAUGCUAGCAAAACCUGAACUCUACGAAGAAGCGCGCGUGGAGUAUCUAACAACACGAAACAGCUUCCAAGAACAUUACGCUGCGACUGGUGUAAAAAAGAAACAGCAGAAAAAAGAAUCAGUGGUGUAUUGAAAAUGUCGGUUUGGGAUUCAAGAAUAAAAGCGCAGUUAAUUAUGCUAUACCUUCAUAGCCGAAAUAAUGGUUGUGUGAUGUGUUUUCCAUAAAACGAACAUCCUAUGCAAUGUGAAACGCCAUGUCGUUUAGAUAUAAUGUGUUAAAACUUUUUGUAAAUAAAACUUUUGCUAGUUAGUGGAUUUUGAGCUAUUUGUGGCAUUUCCAAACAUGCGUGAUUUCUGUAGAAUAAAUCUUUAUAAGACGUUAUUAAGUUAUAAAUAUUGACUAGUUUUGGAAAUUUUUAUUCUUGUUUUAAAUGUGAUUAUAAAUGGUCCUAUUUGUAUCCUUUUUUACUGUUUUUUUUGUCAUCGUACAAAUUUCGCACAUCUUUUAACUUUUUUAAUGUAAGGCCGUCCUUAAAGAUUUUUUGCUUUGUUCUCGCCUAUUCCCGACUCAAAAACAAUUAAACCACGUAGUCAAAUUAUUUUUAGUUAAAUGAAAAUAUAGCAAAGAAAUCGCUAAGCAAAUAAAUAAUCAAAACAACAGAUCACACUGCGAUAGCGCACUUCAAACGGCUACCAUACUUGUUACACAGGGUUACCACUCCUCCUUAAAUUCCUUAAAUAACCUUAGAAAAAGAAAAUCUUCUUAAAAGUACUUAAAUAUACUUAAAAAAGUUGAAAUUUUAGCUAUUCUCCUUAAUUUCUUAUUUUCUCUGACCGUUAUUUUUUUGGAAAUGUGUUAAUGGAUUGUUUAUCACCAGUAAGACAUAUUUCUCUGUUACUUGAAAUCCUAUAUUUUCUAUCUUUCAGGGCAUAAUUUAUAUGUAUAAUUUUUUUAUCAUAGAACAUAGUAUGUAACAAUAAAGAUAGAGAACUAAAAUUGGUUUUCUCCUUAA